UUCUUAACAGCACUGACGAAUAUCGGCCGGCGGUUGGCGAGCGUGGCCGACAAGGAGCGACGCAACGGCCGCCUCAGGGCCGAGCUGGCGACGUUAGACCUGAACUUACCCGCCAGGGUUUGGUUACCACUUCACCACAGGCCACACUAUGUAUUGAGGAUACCACCGCACGCAGCCGCCGUACUCAACAGUAAGGAUAAGGCGCCAUACAUAAUGUACGUGGAAGUGCUAGAAACAGACGGACAUGAACCCCUGCCGCCGCGUCUGCUCCCCCCAGCGCCGCCUGCGCCGCACUCCCCUCCCAUCAGGCACACCAAGAGCGAGGAGAACCUGGUGCCCGAGUGGCCCGUGCUGUCUCUAUACUCGGCCAUGGACGACGUGGACGCCGGCGACUGCUGGAGUCAUGACGACGAAGAGCUCAGCAUACAGUAUCCGCAUAGAGCGCCGGCGCCUGAUAGCUUGUCACAGGUUAGUGCAUACCUUCUAAGUAUCGGUAGUCACGCUAUUUCCAUCUGCCCUCAUCCUAUCUAUAAGCAUAACAAAGAAAAAAAUCAUGAUUCCUGAGAGGGUUGUGCGCUC
Molecule: messenger RNA, 579 nt
Organism: Manduca sexta (tobacco hornworm)
Lineage: Eukaryota; Metazoa; Arthropoda; Insecta; Lepidoptera; Sphingidae
Product: phosphatidylinositol 4-kinase beta-like
Source: RefSeq, a predicted model, not a curated record